This is a messenger RNA of Caenorhabditis angaria, 881 nucleotides long. The record is from the annotation of a GenBank genome assembly. NCBI's taxonomy places the organism in Eukaryota, Metazoa, Nematoda, Chromadorea, Rhabditida, Rhabditidae.
AUGCUAAUUUGUAUCGUCAAAACCAGGUUUGUAUCCCAACAAUUUUCAGCGAAUCUGAAAAUUUCAGAAAAUUCCAAACACCUUGUCAUUUUUUGAUCGGUUUCACGUGUUUGGCAGAUGGUUUACAUGUCAUUGGACAAUUUGUGUUUUGUUGGCAGCUUUUCGGUGGAUGUGAGCAAAUUUUUUUUUCGUGGCAAAAUUCCAAGUCUAAAAAAAAUUUUCCAGACACUUCUACCCAAACCAAUUGUUUUCUAAUGCUUCUUCCAGCAAUUCUAGGCUAUACAAUUAGCGGGCCUUUAAUUCUCGGCCUAGGUUUGGACCGUUUAAUCGCUGUUAAAUAUCCACAAUUCUACAGUACCCUUCACAAACAUCCAAUUGCAUAUAUUUUUAUCCAAUUAAUUUGCCCACUCAUCUACAGUACUCUUUUCUUGGCUUAUGGUUAUUGGAGUACUGUAGAUGCUACAGUACUUUGUUCAAAUCCAGUUGCAUUAAAUGCCCCAGUUUUUCAAAUUUUUACCUAUUCAUCUGCUCUUAUUUACCUUAUCGUCAUUAUUAUUUACCUUAAAGUCUACCUGAUUUUAAAGGCGCACAAGAAUUCAUCUAGCAAUAUCUUCCGAUCGAUCGCGGUUACUGUAGGUAUCGUAGUCGGUGGCUGGGCUGUGACUACGGUAGCCAAUAUCGUCUCCUACCUAUUUCCCGGCGAAAAUUUUGAGCUAUUUCAAGUCUACGCGGGCGUCGCUGUAAAUUUUGCAGUUUCGGCGAAUAUUCUGGUUUUCUACGCGAUAAAUUUGGAUUAUCGAUUGGCGAUUCGACAACUUCUGGGGCUCAAAAUGCCGUGUGUGAUAGAUCAACAAAACGUGCCGUCGAUCCGUACAAUUUGA